This is a messenger RNA of Schistosoma turkestanicum, 691 nucleotides long. The record is from the annotation of a GenBank genome assembly. NCBI's taxonomy places the organism in Eukaryota, Metazoa, Platyhelminthes, Trematoda, Strigeidida, Schistosomatidae.
CACAUCGCCAUCAGCCACCGAUGGAGAGGUUCGAUAGAAGACGGUCGCUCGUUCUGGAGCACAUGUUUAGAUUCAGAUCAUGCCCUAGUGCGAGCGCGUAUUUGUUUGAGGCUUACUGGACAUAGGAAAGACACCGUAAAGAAGCCUCUUAGGGUUCUACUUCAUGAUAGAAUAACUAAGAAUGUAUUUCAGGAACAAAUAGAAAGACAGGCGACCAUGUAGUAAAUGAUGCCCACCAUCGGGCAGCUUGGAAUGAUAUCAAAGAAGCUGUGAAAACAGCAGUGAUACCUGCUAGUAAGGUAAACCAUAUGACCAGGAAGAAGCCGAGGAUCUCAGUAGCAUCCACCGAACUUAUAGACGCUCGUAAACUCAUCUCAGCUGGCUCUGAACAUGAUGAAGAGCGAAGUCAGCUUACGCGCAGGCUGAUGAAAAGCCUACGAAACGACCGUGAACAAUGGUGGGCGGCGAAAGCGGGAGAGGUGGAAAAGGCAGCGGCGAUAGGCAACAGUAGACGACUUUUCCGACUUAUCAAGGAAACUGGUAUUAGGAAUCGUAGUGUAAGUGAGACUAUCUCGGAAAAGGAUGGGACUAUUAUUUAUUCUCAAUCCAGGAGACUGGAUCAAUGAGCAGAACACUUAAGCGAUCAGUUCGACUGGCCUUCAGCCACACUUCGUUUACCCACAAUCUCCAG